This is a messenger RNA of Trichomycterus rosablanca, 6619 nucleotides long. Its product is annotated as oxysterol-binding protein-related protein 2. The transcript has 27 exons. The record is from RefSeq and is a predicted model, not a curated record. Gene Ontology annotation, cellular component: plasma membrane; perinuclear endoplasmic reticulum; intracellular membrane-bounded organelle. Lineage: Eukaryota; Metazoa; Chordata; Actinopteri; Siluriformes; Trichomycteridae. Gene Ontology annotation, molecular function: protein binding; cholesterol binding. The coding region runs from base 66 to 2828 and encodes 920 amino acids.
ACUACAGUUUGUUUUGGUAGUUUACAUGUGAUACAGAUCAUCUAACACUAGUAGAACCAGCCUACAUGGAACAAGCAGUCAGGCCUGGUAAAAGCAAGUCCAACAGUGGGUGGACGACACUUCAUCUGGCCAGUUACUUUGGGCAGAAGGAUAUUGUUGAAGAACUCCUAAAGACUGAGGUGGACCUGAAUGGUCAGAAUGAUGAAGGGGACACAGCUCUCCAUUUGGCCGCCCUCUCCGGGAGAAAGGAGGUUGUUCUGCUGCUGUUGAGAUACGAUGCGUCUGCUACUCUGCUCAACGGAUCUGCUCAAAGCCCCCGAGAUAUCACCGAGGAUGAUGAAGUCAUUACUAUGCUGGAAGCUGCUGAGAGAAGAGAGGACAGAAAGAUGGAGGAAAGACUUCUGGGUGCAACAAGAGAGGGAAAUAUGACUGAUUUGGCUCAGUUGCUCAGCAGUAACAGACCUCCAGAUGUUAACUGCAAGGACUCAGAGGGAAACACUGCAUUACUCAUAGCAGCCAGCAGGGGACAUAAAGAAUGUGUGGAUAUUCUGCUGAACAGUGGAGCCAACAUCAAUGCAAUCAACAAGAAAGGUCAGUCAGUGUUGGACCUUGCUAAAGACGAUCAGAUGAGAUCAUUUCUUGAAAGAAGUCAAGAAAAGAUGAUAUCCUGCACUGCCAAGAGGUUUGAAGGACAGCUGUGGAAGAGGUCAGGUUCUCUGAGCUGGAACCCUCACUGGGUUGUUGUGGAGAACGGCACUUUAACCUGGUUCUCCACACAGUUUAAUGCAGUAAGUGGGGAUCACAGACAGGGCUGUAAGCCUCUUAGGAGGGCUCAGUGUGUGGUGAAAGCCUGGGAUAAAUACUUCUUCACACUGAAAUGCUGUGAUGGCAGCGUGCAUCACUUCAAAGUGUCCUCCAGAUGUGCCGAGCCAGAAAUCAUCAGGAAAGCUACAACUGCUGUUCCUGUCCUGUAUAAACAGAACUGGCUGGAUGCUAUAGAGGAACACGUGUCCUACAGCAAUCUCUGCUCUAGCAUGGAUGGAACUUCAGUUCAGGACAAGGAGCAGGUAGCUGAAGAGGAGACUGAUCUGGGGAACCUCCUUUCACACUCCCUGCAGGCGGCCGAAAGCUAUCAGCAGAUGCUCGAGUCUCAGGUGGCCACUUUUGUCUCCGUGGUCAAGAAUGACGACAGUAACGGCCCCGAGUUUCUCCAGGCCAGACAGAUCUGUGAGCUCUGCAGCGAGACCAGUUCAGUACUGAGACACUGUGUGGAUCUUCUUUCUCAGCAGGAAGAGAUCUGGAGCGUGAAGUUGGAACAGGAAGUAGAGAAGAACAAGAUCCUGUCAGAGUCUCUGCAGAAGUUGGCGACUGAGCAUCACCGCCUCAAACAGACACUUUCAACCGGAAGGAAAUCUCCGGCUCCGAGCGCUCUCACCGAGGAUGAAUUCUACGAUGCUCCUGCUGAGGAAGCUUCCAGUGGCGAAUCUCCAGUCCAGAAACCUCUCGGCUCGGCCAGCAUGUCUGGGGAGGAGAACCAUGGAGACAAGAUCCACCAGAACGGAGUCAGGAAACAGAGGACGUCUCUUCCUGCGCCCAUGUUCUCCAGGAAUGACGUCAGCAUUUGGAGCAUCCUUAAAAAAUGUAUUGGAAUGGAACUGUCGAAAAUCGCCAUGCCGGUGAUUUUCAAUGAGCCGCUGAGUUUCCUGCAGCGUCUGACUGAGUACAUGGAACACACGUACCUCAUCCACCAAGCCAACGCAUCCACAGACUCCAUCCACAGGAUGAAGUGUGUGGCUGCGUUUGCCGUAUCUGCCGUGGCGUCACAGUGGGAGAGAACAGGCAAACCCUUCAAUCCACUCCUGGGAGAAACGUACGAGCUGAUCAGAGAGGAUCUGGGCUUCCGGUGCAUGUCGGAGCAAGUGAGCCACCACCCGCCCGUUAGCGCCUUUCACGCCGAAGGCCUGAAUGACGACUUCCUGUUCCACGGUUCUAUCUACCCUAAACUGAAGUUCUGGGGGAAGAGCGUGGAGGCAGAGCCUCGUGGGAUCAUCACUCUGGAACUUCCCAAACACAAGGAGGCUUACACCUGGACCAAUCCUACAUGCUGCGUUCACAACAUCAUCAUGGGUCAGCUGUGGAUCGAGCAGUAUGGCAAUGUGGAGGUUAUAAACCACAAAACUGGUGAGAAGUGCAGUCUGACCUUCAAGUCCUGCGGCCUCUUCGGCAAAGAGUUACACAAAGUGGAGGGUUACAUACUUGAUAAAAGUAAAAAGAAGAUCUGUGCCAUUUACGGCAAGUGGACCGAGUGUUUGUACACAGUGGAUCCGGCCGCGUUUGAUCUUCACAAAAAACAAGACAGGAAACCUUCUGAAGAGAAGAGAGGCAGCAAACAGAGCAGCGUGGAUGAGGAAGCUGAGGAGAUGCCGCCUCCUGAAGCUGAGACUGUACAGGUCAUCCCGGGCAGUGAACUCAUCUGGAGGAUAUCGCCCAGACCUGAUAACUCAGCUCAGUACUAUGCCUUCUCCACCUUCGCCAUGCAGCUGAACGAGCUUGAGGAAGACAUGAAGGAGAACCUGCCCAUCACAGACUGCCGCUUCCGCCCUGACAUCCGCGCUCUGGAGAACGGAGACAUAGAUUCAGCCAGCACUGAGAAGAAGAGGGUGGAAGAAAAACAGAGAGUGGCACGGAAGAACCGCUCCAAAUCCAACGACGAGUGGAAGACGAGGUGGUUUUACCAAGGACCAAACCCCUACAAUGGAGGACAGGACUGGCUCUACUCAGGUGGAUACUGGAGCAGGAACUACUCCCAGCUACCCGACAUUUACUAACUAAAGCCUGACCAAACUCAUACACAUCCAUCGAGUCCUGAACACAGGAGUUCAGCCGUCUGCAGAGUGUUGGGUUUGGUUCUCCGUGAUGGGAUCAGUGAAGAGAAAAAACAUGCAUGUUUACCUAACGUUACGUUCAGAUCCUAGUGAGUGUGAUUAGUUUUGAUGAUGCUUUAUAGUGAGUGCAUUUUACAAGCGCUAAAUAAUCUGAUCACUGCAAGAACUCGGAUUUUGGCAAGAAUUGAAUGACUGAGUUUAAAGCAGGUAAGAAGUUUAUGUACACUCUUAAUCGCUGAUCGCCCUGUGUUCACACUGGCAGCGUCAUCAUCGUCUGUGAAUGUUUGGUAGCCAAGCAAAAAAUAAAUGUAACAGCAGUACAGCUUACUUUACUGGCUGAUAUCUACAAAACAUCUACAAAAAAAAAUUAUUUUUACCACAAAUCAGACGUGUUACCAUCCAGUUUUUACCACAAAUCAGUUUUUACCUCAAAUCGAACAUGUUCCCAUCCAGUUUUUACCACAAAUCAGCCAACAAAUCAGACAUGUUCCCAUCCAGUUUUUACCACAAAUCAGACCACAAAUUAGCCAACAAAUCAGACAUGUUCCCAUCCAGUUUUUACCACAAAUCAGCCAACAAAUCAGACAUGUUCCCAUCCAGUUUUUACCACAAAUCAGACCACAAAUUAGCCAACAAAUCAGACAUGUUCCCAUCCAGUUUUUACCACAAAUCAGACCACAAAUUAGCCAACAAAUCAGACAUGUUCCCAUCCAGUUUUUACCACAAAUCAGCCAACAAAUCAGACAUGUUCCCAUCCAGUUUUUACCACAAAUCAGCCAACAAAUCAGACAUGUUCCCAUUCAGUUUUUACCACAAAUCAGCCAACAAAUCAGACAUGUUCCCAUUCAGUUUUUACCACAAAUCAGCCAACAAAUCAGACAUGUUCCCAUCCAGUUUUUACCACAAAUCAGCCAACAAAUCAGACAUGUUCCCAUCCAGUUUUUACCACAAAUCAGACCACAAAUUAGCCAACAAAUCGAACGUGUUCCCAUCCAGUUUUUUCCACAGAUCAGUCUUGUUCCCAUCUAGUUUUUACCACAAAUCAGACAAAGCGGACAUGUUCCCAUCCAGUUUUUUUUUUUACCAUAAAUCAGACGAAUCAGACGUGUUCCCAUCCAGUUUGUACCACAAAUCAGACAAAUUAGACAUGUUCCCAUCCAGUUUUUCCUAGACCUCAGUUACUCAGUUGUAAUUUACUUUAGAUAAAAGCUCUUGCCAAAUGCAGAAAUGUAGUAAACAUGCAGUGUCAAAAUCUGAUGCUGAAUAUCUUUAUGGAACGAUCAGAUUACUAGCGUGUGUGUAAAUGUACUCGAUGUUAAACGAGGGACGGUCGAACGUGAGGUUUCCUGAAUAUGCAGCGUGUGAGGUGUAAUUUGUUUGUCCAGACUUGCAUUGACAUUUUGAAGAGAUCAUUUAUAUAGAUUUGUAGCGUAGAGAUAUUUCAAUAGCUGUAGUAAGCAACGUUGUAAAUAUAAAUACUUCUAGAGAUCAGACGUCUGUCUAGACACAGAUUUGCUUAAUGAAAAACUAACUAGUGUGUGUAGGUGGAGAUUAAUUACCUCAUAAUCUUGGUAGCAUGUGAAAUCUGUAGCAUUCUCAUCAGUGAAUGUAGAUUAAUAGAUUCAGUAAUGUGUGAAACCUGAGUUCUGCAGAUCCAAGCUAAAUGUAAUCCUGGGCUAAAGCAGAAUAAAUAUUUAUAGUUUAUUUUCUGGUCACAUUCAGUAGGAAGCUUUGCCAAAUCAGCAUUGUAAUAAUAAUAAUAAUAAUUAUACAUUACAUUUAUAUAGUGCUUUUCCAGAACUCGAAGACGCUUACACAAUAUAUAAUAAACAUAAUAUUGCCAACAUAACACUAAAUAAUACAAGGAGGAGCACAGUGGAAAGUCAGGGAUAUAUUGAACUUGAGGAAGAUCACAGGCAACUGAAAAAAGGUGUGUUUUAAGUUUGGACUUAAAUAUAUAUAUAUAGAGAAGUGGACUGACUGACGAUCAAGAGGAGAGAGUUCCAGAGCUCACAGAACCUAUAAAGGCUAAAUGUAGGACGGUGAGCUAACCAGCAGAAGAAGACUUUAGAGGGCGAGAGGGUUUGUAGUAAGAAUGAAGGUCAGACAGUUAAGGUGGAGCAAAUUUCUUCCAAUUUUAGCGUAGUCAAUUAGUCUUCCACUGCUCAGGACCCCGAUCUCAUCCGAGGAGAGUUUAUUUGCCUGACACGCUCCCUCCGACGUGUGCGCAGUCCACCGAUUCGUAAAAAUUAAUAAAUUAAAGAAUGAAUUGAUUGACUUAUGUGUACUUAAGCUAAAAAUGGGAGAUCAGUGCUUCAGAUAUGAUACUGUUGAGCCAUGCGAGACAUUUAGCAAUGACUUAGCAUCUUAGUUCACUAAGUAAUUUUAAAAUGUUUUGGUUUUUUUCAGUUUUGUAAAUGCAGUGCAGUCUUUUAAAUUUACUUGGGGCUCCAAAACCACGCUAUCAUAUACACUGUUUUUUACAUUGAGAGUUUGUUGGCAAUCUACCUCAAGAUCAGACCAAACUCUGGUCCCACAAUCAGUAAAAAGCACAAAUGUAAAAGACGCCUUUGUUUAUUUUGAACCCAGCCUCUUACCAGACUGCAAAUUAUGUUGCUACAUCUAUAUGAAAUAACCACUUCUCACUUUUUUUCACAAGACUUUGAAGUAUGACUUGGGGAAUUUGUGCCCAUUCAGUCAAAAGAUGACAGCAUUUGUAUGGCUGGGCACUGAUGUCGGUCAAGAAAGCUUCAGUUAACGUUUAGUUCAUUCCAGAGCUGUUCAGUGGAGCUGUGGUCAGGACUCAGGACACUGAAGUUUCUUUAAAAGUAAUGCUGGAACAGGACAGGGUCUUCCCUAAACUCUAAAUAUAAUUAAUUUACUACACCUGUUAGCAAUUGCUGUGGCUGGAACACAUAAAUGUAAUAAUUAAAAGUGGCGUCCCAGCACUUUUGUUCAUUUAGUGUAGAUUUUACUCUCUAAAUUUCACUAUAACUUUGACCUGAACCUGGUGUGACCACGGCUUUAGUCCAGUAUUGCAUUUAACCUGGGUUUUAAUAAACUAGCGAAAGUAAAUAGACAAACGUGAUGCUAAAUAUUUAUUUUGGAUUUUAAACAAUUAAACAUCAAGAAUGUGUGUCGCUUACAGACCAGCCAACCAGAAUUCAUUUGUUAGCAUAACCUUUAAUUAAAAAUCUACAGACAUGAUGAGUUCUUCCACUCCGAGCGCUCAUUACAACAAAAAUGUACCACUUUUUCAUAGUUAAGGACAAAAACUGCACAACAUGGUCAGCAGAAGCACAAAAACUAUUUGAACUAUGCAAUAGAAUCACAGUGUGUACAACACAUCAUUCAGAAAUCUCUUACGCAAUAAUAAUAAUAAUAAUAAUAAUACUACAAUCUUAAUAAUGCAGAAUGCUGUAUUCUGGGAAGUUUUUAAACAGUAUCAUGUUGUUCAAAGUUAUAAGUAAUCCUGUUUUAAUAAAGGUCAUUGACGGUUUAGUACAGAAAUUAACCUCAGAACCUCAGACUGCUGAGCUACAGCAGGAUUAGAUACAGCAGGCUUUAUAAACGAGUGUUACACUGCACUGAUAUGAUUGUAGACACAGCGGAUGAGCCCUGUACUGUAUAGUUGCACUGUACAAUUCAAUCUUGCAUCUGUGAAUAUAAUAGAAUAGAACAAUAGAAAAUAAUUGUUUGUAUUGUUGUAAAUUAAAGGUUUACUCUUCUCUAAA